UUUACACAACUCGGCGCCCUGAGAAACGCAUGAACUGUUGAUGAAUCGGUUUUUAAACUGAGAAUUCUGCUCGCAAGGGCGGAAUUUUUCCGUUGUUUACAAAAAUUUUAGAGUGCCAACACCACUGUUGAUCUUGCAAUAGUUCUUCUCUGUUGCACUUGUUGAUUCUGCCAACAGUUCUGCCUUGUAAACGAAGAUAAACCUGGUGAAAAUGGCGAAGAGCACUAUUUUGUACCUUCGAAUCGGUGAGGGAAAGAAUUUACCACGGAAAGACAUCUCUGGAAAGAGUGAUCCAUACUGCAUCGUGAAAGUUGACAACGAGCCUGUUGCGAGAACUGCCACAGUUUGGAGAGAUUUGGAGCCAUUUUGGGGAGAAGAAUACACGAUGUUUCUACCUGUUGGUUUUACGAACUUGUCUGUUUUUGUUUAUGAUGAAGACACUAUUGGGGUCGAUGAUCUUAUUGGACGAGUGACAUUUGACCGAGAGACACUGGCGCAAAGUCCUAAAGGACUGGAUAAAUGGUUUCCUGUGUCUUUGGCCGAUAUGCAUAACUACUCGGACAUUCAAGGGGAUAUCAGAAUCGAAACAACACUGUUCGAAAAGGGAGAUGUUAAGAAGAUCAGAGCAAAAGUCGUAGAAGUCAGGGACCUUCCCGAGACGGGCCGUAGCAUUUUAGAGCCCUCUGUAAAGCUCACCCUCGGGGAAUCAAGUACAGGCGGUUGUCAGAUGCGAUUAUCGUUACGAGAAACAGUCGUCAAACUUGCAGAGGGACAUGAGAAGAUGUGGAUUCCUACGAAACAGAAGUGCUUAGAGGUGGACGUGAAAGAACCGCUACAGGAACUGAAGAUGAUUACUGAGGUGAAGAUUGAAUCUGAUGCACUCUGCUGUUUUGGGCAGGCCACAACUUUCCUGUCGAAGCUCAAGCCGGGACAAACCCGAGACUGUUGGUACAAGCUGUUUCCGAUGCCUCAGUCGAAAGAAAUUAAGACAGAGAACCUCGGUAGUAUCCGAAUGAAGGUUCGGUUGACUCAAGAACGCAUCCUACCUCAGAAAUGUUACCAGUCUUUAGUGGAGACUCUUGUCAACUCCGCUAAGGACCCGGAGAGUCUGGAUCCUACAGCGCUGAGCUUAAUAGAACAGCUGACUACCGCUGACCAAGCAAUACUGGCUCACCAACUUGUUCGUCUGUUUAUUGGCCAAGAUCUCGUUAUGCCAUUUCUGGAUUAUCUGACUCUUCGCGAGAUAAGGAGCACAAGUAUAAGCUGUCCAAGGACUCUGUUUAGAGGCAACAGUCUGGCAGCCAAGUGUAUGGAACAAUUCAUGAAGAUUGUAGGUAUGCCAUACCUUUCGGACACAUUGAAACCAGUUCUCGACAAGAUAUUUGAAGAACGCAAAUACUGCGAACUCGACCCAUGCAAAGCUGCAGAAAGGAAACAUAGCGCCUUCAGGCGCCUGAGCUUGAGGCCGGCAGACGAGCAAGACAAGAGUCUGUCAGUGUUGACUGGUUACCUAGAGACAGUUAUGACGUCAAUCCUGAACUCAGUCAAAGAAUGUCCAAGCUACAUGCGAGCAGCCUUCAGAAAUCUCGCUAAGAGAGUCUCGGAUCGCUUUGGUGAUGUACCUGACUAUGAGGACUCUAAGUACACAGCCGUGAGUGGUUUCCUGUUUCUGCGGUUCUACGUGCCAGCAAUACUUGGACCUAAGCUCUUCGGUCUGCGGGAAAACCACGCCGAAAAAAAUGUGUCACGCACCCUGACCAUACUAGCGAAGACUGUCCAGAAGAUUGGAAACAUAGAACUCCCUCUUCAGAACGGAAAAGAAGAAUGGAUGGGACCCCUGUACAAAUGGAUUGCAUUCUACACUGAUGAAGUAAAGGACUUCCUGGAUCAGCUUGCAGACGUGGAAGAUACAGAAGUUCCAGGUUGUGACCACAGGAGGACUGUGUUUAGUCACUCAUUGAUCAUCAAAGAAGGUUCUCUCAAGAAAAGUCGCUACAGGGACACUAGGCUGCCCAAGCCGUUCAAGUUCAAAAAGCGCCAUUGUUGGCUCAGCACGGAGAAUUUCCUCUACGCAAAAACUAAUGAUUCACAGACGAGGCAGUUUCUCCCAACAAGAAAAAUUCUUGCCGUGGAACGAGUUGACGAGUCAGCUUUUCAAAAGCCCAACGUGUUUCAAGUGGUCAGUAAAGAUUACGAUGAAGCUCUGCAAAUUCUCUACCUCGCCGCUCAGGAUGUGAAUGAAAUGAAUCAAUGGCUCUCAGCAAUAAGGAAAACCACCAUCUCUAACACUAAUCUGCUCAGUUACUUCCAUCCGGGAGUCUUUCAUAAGAACAAAUGGACAUGCUGUAAGCGAGUCAUCAAAUCAGCUGGAGGUUGCCAGCGGACACAUACACACGUGACCUUGAGCGACUGGCGAGAUCCACUGGACCCAGACUCCGAAGCGCAGAUGAUUUUUACACAGCUUCUUCAAAGCCGAGACGAGAUUCGAAAGAAAUUUCUUGGAAUUAAUGAGCAACGGAAACAUUCACAAGAAUCCUGCGACACAAAAAAGGAUGAACAGAUAUCAGUCAAGGAGGAAUAUACGUCUUCACCAGCCGAGAGAGCUGUGGCAACGAAGCUAUUGGAAGUGAUAGAUGAACUCGAAAAGGCUCACCAAACAUUCGAGGAGAAAACUAUUAAAAAAUAAGAAGACUAUAUCUAGAGAAUAACGCACUGUCUAUAUAUGAACAGCUACAAAAGGAAAAUUUUCAUAAGUAAACAGACAAGUUAGUUUUGUUUUCAACAAGACUGGAAACAAGACUGGAAAUGGGUGGUUCUGUAUCAGGAAAAAGGAAAGAGAGGCAUAGCUCACUGAAAUAUAUGUAUGAGGCCCAGAAGGCCGAAACAGUACUUUCUGCAGUUAUAUAUAUAUUUAUUAAAAACUGGA
This is a messenger RNA of Stylophora pistillata, 2926 nucleotides long. Its product is annotated as rasGAP-activating-like protein 1. The record is from RefSeq and is a predicted model, not a curated record. Lineage: Eukaryota; Metazoa; Cnidaria; Anthozoa; Scleractinia; Pocilloporidae. Gene Ontology annotation, biological process: intracellular signal transduction; regulation of GTPase activity.